Molecule: messenger RNA, 5556 nt
Organism: Gadus chalcogrammus (walleye pollock)
Lineage: Eukaryota; Metazoa; Chordata; Actinopteri; Gadiformes; Gadidae
Product: protein Smaug homolog 2
Exons: 13
Coding region: 1078-3072 (664 amino acids)
Biological process (GO): regulation of mRNA stability; negative regulation of translation; nuclear-transcribed mRNA poly(A) tail shortening
Cellular component (GO): P-body
Molecular function (GO): mRNA binding; protein binding; translation repressor activity
Source: RefSeq, a predicted model, not a curated record
AAAACGAAGUGGGAUUUCUCUCCACCAGGCGUACACUCUCCCUGUUUUACGUAUUGUAAUACGAUUUUUUUUGUACAUUUAUCCGCUUGGCCUACGUCGUACAAACCAAACACACACGUUACUGCCGUCACGGAACAUGGCCAUCGAAUGUGACCUGGCCCGGGGGACGAAAACCGACGCUUCUGUCUGAGCUAAGCUAACGUUCUUGCGUCUAUAAGCAAACUCGCUAGCCUAGGAGGUAGUGUUAGCAUCGUUAGCUUUUUUGCAACGAAGCUACAUUGCUAGGCGGUAGCCUUGCCAAGCUAGCGCGCUAAUAAGUCACUUGGUUUAUCAAAAGGUAAACAACCGAGCUUUUCCAGAGUACGGGAUCGGCGAUCGCGUCCCUCGGGGCCCAAUGGCGCCACACGCGCACGAAUUCGGCUCCUAAAUUCGCGCGGUGAAGUGCGGGGGUAAAAACGGGGGCUCGCACAGACAGCCCCGUCCGUCGGCGACGAUCAACAAUACAAAUCUCGGAUCCCCUCCGGUGAGGCCAAGCCAGCUAACGCCAGCGGAGGGUGGCUGCGAGGGGCUGGUUGAACCGCCCGCCUGAACCUCCACCCGACCCCGGUCUGGAGGUUUGCUACCCGCCACCCGACCCCGGUCUGGAGGUCUGCUACACGCCGCCCAGCCCUCAACCCGACCCCGGUCUGAUCGGUCUGCUGCACGCCGCUCAGCCCUCCUACAGGACUCUGAUGCUGUGAUCCCGGACACGCCCGUGUGACACAGAUUCCCCUUUCUGUCUUGAGUUACAUCCAACUGGAGCGGCCAUUCUCCCACCAUCCCAACACUGGAUUCCACUCGCUCACUACGGCCUGCCACGCCCAUCCGUCGCCUCGCCCGCUCCUGAACCAUGUGAGGGCCCUUCGCUCCACUCUGAGGGGAUCCCAGGACCAUCCUGCAUAAGCCCCCCCCCCCACCGUGCAGGGGCUAGAGACACCCUGAUCCCGAGAAAGUGGUCGCCCCCUGUCCCCCCCACCCCACCCCACCCCUCUUUCCACACCUAUACGUUCUUGAUCUCCUUCCCUGGGGAGACACGCAAUGAUGUUCCGUGACCAGGUGGGCAUCCUGACGGACUGGUUUAAGGGCUGGAACGAAUGUGAACAGACAGUGGCACUGUUGUCCCUCCUGAAGAGGGCAACGCGCACCCAGGCCCGCUUCUUGCACAUCUGCCUGGAGCACUGGCUGGCGGACUGCUCCGAGAUCCAUAUACUAGAGGCCGAGGCCAACAAUGCAGCCAUCGUCAACCAAUGGCACCAGGAGCCUAAGGAGAAGGUGGUGGCCCUGCUGCUGUCCCACCUGCCCCUGCUUCAGCCGCGCAACAGCGAGGCAAAAUGUGAGUACAUGAAUCUGCUGCAGAAGGUGCUGAGUCACACCAUCGAGAGCAGCCUCUUCGUGGAGGAGAGCCGGCAGCUGCUCUCCUACGCCCUGAUCCACCCCGCCACCACCCUGGACGACCGCACCUCCCUGGCCAUGUGGCUCAACCACCUGGAGGAGCACCUCUCCAGCGGCUACGCCCCCUCCUCCAGAGCCCCCUCCAGCCCCUACCACCCGCGGCAGGGCUCGGACGAGUGGCCCAGCUCCGCGGACGCCAUGGACCCCGGCCACGCCUGGCACGACCAGUCGCCCUCCUCCAGCACCUCGCCCGCCGGCCAGAACGGACACAUGCCCUUCCCUGGGUGUAUGGGGUCGAACAGCAAUAACACAGGCCUGGGCCAGAUGCUGCCGAGCCCCCUGAAGAAGCCCAUGUCCCUUCUCCCCUGCGGGCCCCAGGCCUGUGGCUCAGAGUGGUCCAGCCAGGACGACACAGGGCUGCGGCAGGCCUUCGGGCCCUCGGACCACGCCCCGCUCUCCCCCCAGAGCAGCGUGGCCUCGUCCGGCAGCGAGCAGACAGAGGACCAGGGGUCCGCACGGAACACCUUCCAGGAGGACGGCAGCGGCAUGAAAGAUGUCCCCGCCUGGCUGAAGAGUCUUCGUCUUCACAAAUAUGCAUCGCUGUUCUCCCAGAUGACCUAUGAGGAGAUGAUGAUUCUCACCGAACACCACCUAGAGUCCCAGAAUGUGACCAAAGGGGCACGGCACAAGAUUGCUUUGAGUAUCCAGAAGCUGCGCGAGAGGCAGAGUGUGCUCAAGUCUUUGGAGAAGGACAUCCUGGAGGGAGGGAACCUGCGGAACGCGCUGCAGGAGCUGCAGCAGAUCGUCAUCACUCCCAUCAAGUACUACAGCGUGUCCAGCGCCGCCCUGAUGUCCUCGGACGCCAAGGCGGGGGACAAGGACCUGACGGCGGAGGGCUUCCAGUCCCACAACCCCCCGCCCUGCGACGGCGAGCCCUCGGCCACGCCCAUCUCGGAGGGCGACAUCGCCGGGCAGUUCACGCGCGUCAUGGGGAAAGUUUGCACCCAGCUGCUGGUGUCGAGGCCGGACGAGGAGAACAUCAGCUGCUACCUCCAGCUGAUCGAGAAGUGUCUGACGCACGAGGCGUUCACGGAGACCCAGAGGAAGCGGAUCGUUUCUUGGAAGCAGCAGGUCCUUAAACUGCUCCGCUUGGUCCCUCGGAAGGCCAUGGUGGACAUGCCAGUGUACCGACAGAAGGGUUGGGCGUAUGGCUCCAACUCGCUCCCCACAGCAGGCUCUGUGAGUGGAGGUCUGGCGCGGAGAGGCCAGAGGCAGUUCCAGAUGCCCCCCCCCCGCGGGCUCCCCACCAGCCGCAUGGGCCUGCUAAGCCCGGGGAGCAUCGGGGGGGCGUCCCCUCGCCACGCCCUCACCAACCCUGCCCUUGCCAGCCAGGGGAGACAGAACCUGUGGUUUGCCAACCCCGGGGGGAGCAACAGCAUGCCCAGCCAGAGCCGCAGCUCGGUGCAGCGGACCCACUCGCUGCCUGUGCACACGUCCCCACAAACCAUGCUUCUGUUCCAGCAGCAAGAAUGCCAAGUCCCAGGAGCAGACCUGGAAAUCAAUCCCACUCUGGAGUCACUGUGCCUCAGUAUGACGGAGCAUGCCUUAGGGGAUGGAAUAGACCGAACGUCAACAAUAUGAAAAAACACACGGCAUAACGAAGAAGGAAAAAACACUUAAUUUCAUCUUGAGGCCUGCAGUUCCUCGUUACCCAGCACAAAGAUGUACGCUUCAGAAAAACGAAAGGCAAACCGCUCACUACAAAACGACAAAAAAACUGUAUAUGUUAUGAUAUUUUUGUACUUUAUUAUAUACAACUAAGUUUAUUAUAAAUGGAAUACAGAUGAAUAUUAUAUUGCAGGAGAGAGGGCGGGGGAGAGAGAGAGAGGUGGAGCGAGGAUAGGUUAACUGUGGGUACUCUGCCCCAUGUUGUCUGCAGGACUGGGACAUGUUGUGCAGAGGCCCAGUUUGCUGUGCUCUGACAGGAAUUGGUGUAUUGGUGCUGUCUUAAAGUUUUUUUUGCCCCUAUUCGUUUUCUCUUCCUUUUUCUCCCAGGAAAACAAAAAGAUAAGUGUGUCUCCGAGCAGCCUUGUGUUGGAGCUAGGAAAAAUAACGCAUAGCCACAGCCUCUUCACCACGUAGUGUGGAAGUUGGAUCUCCUCCCCCCCAACUAAGAGUCGGGCACUUUCUCACACACACAGACACAGACACACGCGCAAACACACACACACACACACACACACACACACACACACACACACACACACACACACACACACACACACACACACACACACACACACACACACACACACACACACACACACACACACACACACACACACACACACACACACACACACACACACAGUGAGACCGGUAACACAGAUUGCACAUUGAUUUAACAUACUCACCGGGUCAACCUGCUGCCAGGUCGCGGUUCACACACACACUCUGCUAGCCACACCUCUCGCUCUGUCGCCAGCCAACAGUGUCGAUCAAACCUUGGAAAAAAAUCUCCUUUUUGUUUAGUUUUUUUUACUUGUGUUGUAUUUCUGCUACUGUCCCAAAUAAACCUGAGGAUGAGGAUUGAAAAGCAAUUCUAGACAGCCUCCACAUUGUGUGACAGGAGCAGAGGAAAGGGGGCCUGGAGGAACGGAGCUGAUGCUAGUAACGUAACCACAGGUGGGCCCCUUUUCUAACCCCCCCAUCCCCCCGAAACCCCUGCAAACACGGACUCAGCAAAGCCAAAGUUAAGGGCUGUAUGAGGUCCCAACUCUUAACUGGAAGAUAUGACCGGUGAGACACGCCAAGAGGGGUUACCCGUGUCCCGACUAAGGGAAGGUGGCAGUUUGAGGAAUACACGCCAGCUUCCACUCAUCUCUAAUAUUCUGUUCCCUGGUAAACAAAUGAUGAUGAAUCUCAUUUUGCGCCGAGGAACCCCUGUGGGGCCGAGCCCGGGCUGGGGGGGGUCGGCGCUGUCUAGGAAAGGAUUUUCAAUUGAACCAGGCUGGAAGGGGGGGGGGGGGGGAGUUUCAAUUUGCAAUGUAAUGCCUGGUAAAGUAACACAGUGAUGGCCAUCUCGUGCCCCCGGGCUCCUCCGCGAUUGGCUGGAAGAUGAUAAGGAAGCUCAGGCUUUUGUUAAUGACAGCGACGGCGCCGGCCGCCUUGCCCCUGCUCGGCCUUCUCCUCAAAAUGGCCACUUUGGAGAUUUGAUGACUCAUUUUUGUUUUGAACCCGUGGUGCUCGGAAGAUUCCCCAACGUUCUCUGUUUGGGUGUUCACGCCGCCGUCUCAGCCUCCCCUCCCCCCCCCCCCCCCACACCCCACCCUCACAUGAUCCCGUGGUGUCAGUGUUGAACCCAAACUCGUCUUAUACAGCCUCUGUCUUGGAAUGUGGCAGAGUAGGAGGUGCAUGUAUGUGUGUAAUAUGGUCUUAACUUUUUCGGGUUACACCUUGAGUCGCAUCGUAAGGUCAGGGAUUUAACCGUUUGCAUAUUGUUUCCGUCUCCAGAGCCAUAGGAGAUCUGUGUAGUAAACAUGGUCAUUUACAGAUGUCUUUUUUCCACUUGGAUUUUUUACUCUUCCUCGGUAUUGAUACCUUAUACUUUUUUUUUUUUCUAUAACUGCAUGUUUUUGCCACACUAAUACAGCAAGGUUGUAGAGAGAGAGGCACGACCGUCACGGGUGAUCAGUGUCGCCUGCAAAAAAAACAAAACAAGAAAAAGACGAGCAUCUAUGUUGCAACUAAUGUUUGAUGUUAACGCCGCCUCUGUGUCACUGUUUACAUCUCACUGGACUAAUGCCAGCUUCAUGUGACCUCAUCAAUUAUUCCACUUGUCUCACGUUGUAAUGAAUUAAAAGCACCGAGGCCUUCUCCUCGCAAGAGAGCCGGCCCCGGCUACAGCCUGAGGACGCGACGCCUUCUACCCCAGCCAACACCCCACUCCUUCUCCAUUCUGUGUCAUUGCAAAUGGGGCUUAAAUGUUAGACGCGACACAUGUAGGAGGUUACCUUUUGUGGUUGUGGAGAAGAAGAAAAGUCAUUUUUCCUGGCCUUGUGAAUAAUCGUUCUGAGUCGUCACACGCUGGCACCCUAUUGGUGUUGUGCCUGAGAUACACAGCCA